Molecule: messenger RNA, 237 nt
Organism: Sclerotinia sclerotiorum 1980 UF-70
Lineage: Eukaryota; Fungi; Ascomycota; Leotiomycetes; Helotiales; Sclerotiniaceae
Exons: 2
Coding region: 1-237 (78 amino acids)
Source: RefSeq, a predicted model, not a curated record
AUGGAUAUUUUUGGCACAACGAAUAGGCGCCCCAAAGUUUAUGUUAAUUUAUGUCAAGGAAAGAGGAUGGUAGAUACGCCAAAACCUUAUCGAUCCAUCUCGCACCGCGCUGGCAACAAUUGCCACGCGACUCCUUCCGGUGUAUCUUCAAAAGGAAUGGAUAAGGCAGAAGUUUUUGGCAUCGAUAGUGAUGUCAAGCUCGGAAGAGAAAUCAUACGAGAUGGUAAAGGCGCUUAA